UCCACGCGUUUUUGUUUGUAUGGUUAAUUUAUUUGUAUUAUUUGUUAUUUCGCAGUUAUAUUGUUAUUAUGAGUAAAAGAUAGUAUUACUAAUAGUGAUAUUUUUCAACAUUCUUGCAUUUCCGAUUAUUGAAAGUAAGACUGUAAGUUGUAUCAUAUCCUUGUUCCAAUCUUAACUGAGCAACAUGGCUGACCAAUCGGAUAAUCCAGGUGGUGAACAAAGUGAAGAACAAACCAACCAAGAACAGCCGAGACCAACAGGAAACCCAGUAAUGAGUCACAUGAUGAGUAACAAGGUUGCAGUUGCACUCUGGUUGACGAGGAUUUUCACUGUUGUGUGCACAGUGCUGUACAUGCUGCCACUCUUUGGCGGCAACCCGUUGAGUUUCUACUACCGUGCAUUGAUCAGCAGUGCCGCCACCAGUGCCCUGCGACUCCACCAGCGGCUGCCCAACUUCCAGCUGAGCCGUGAAUUCUUGGCGCGACUCUUCCUAGAAGACAGCUGUCACUAUCUGUUGUUUUCCAUCAUCUUCAUCAACAGUCAUCCCAACACAAUGGCUCUGGUACCUGUCUUUCUGUUUGGACUCCUGCACGCUUCUACAUACACAACCACCAUCCUUAACCUUAUGGGACCACAGUCAAUGAUGUUCUUAAGAAACAUGCUCACCAAGCUCCAGACUCAGCAAGUGAACAUUCUCAGAUUUAUUGCCUGUAACGAGAUCUUCCUUAUGUUGGCCAUUAUUGCCAUGAUGUUCAGUGGCAAAGCCAGUUUAAUCCUGCCAUUUGUAUAUUACCGUUUUCUGACCCUCCGCUAUUCCUCCCAGAGAAAUCCAUAUUGCAGGACACUGUUCAGCGAGUUGCGGAUGACCAUUGAACACCUGUGUAAUAAACCCCAAUGUCCACAGAUCGUAAGGAACAUCACAAACAAAGGCAUUUCCUUGAUAACCCGACUGGCACCAGCCGUCAAUCCCCCACAAUAAAUAUGUACAUUAUUUAUUCAUUGUGAUAUUUAUCCAGACCAAGUGUUGUACGUUGUACAACGGUUUCCAUCUGUUAAUGAAUUUGUCUUGUUCUGUAAUGAUCAUGAACUCGUUCAUUAGUUGCAUCUUUGUGAAUGUGUGUAGGUGUGAUUAUGUGAAUGUUUCUUCAUUUUUGUAUACGAUACUGAUGGGUCUUAAGCAGGUGGAUAACAUUUCACAUGAUUUAUUGCCAGUAGUUCAGGAUUAAAUAUAUUCACUUUCAAAAUAAGAUGGUGGUUCAUAUUGUAAGCUAGUAAAUUGUUCUUUGUGGAUUCUUUGUGCAAUUUACAAAAGGUCAAAGUUUAAAGCUUGUUUUGUUCAAAAGGUAUUUAUUCCUUUAUUAUAUGCAGCAUUCCUAAACAACCUUAUUCAUUUAACAAUUUACUUUAUCACUUAUUACGGAGAACACAGCGUGAGAUUUAGUGUUUUUCAGCGAUCUUCAACAUGUGUGAUAUUGAUUUAAAGAUAUCCACAGUGACGGUCGCUACAGUCAUACCAUCGAAUAAAAAAAAUUCAGAACUAAAAUUGAUUGUUCUAUGAUGUAUAAAUUAACUGCAAGCACAAGUGCCGUAAAUGGGUUUUAGUUUGAGAAAGACCUUUAAAUUUCUUUUUUAACCUAAUUUUUAUCUUACAACUUGUAUAUAAAUGCUUUCAACUUGUUUUGGCAACAACUCGUAAGAUAAAUAAUAUCUAUUGGUUACUCGUAUAGUAUUCUCUAGUUUAGUUUUAAUUUGUGCUGAUACAAUAAUUAAUACUGAGAAAGAAAUGGAUGUUUUACAGCUAGGUAAAAUAAGACAACACUUGACUAUUGAUAAACACUAAAAUAAACGGAGACUUCAGUGGACCAUCAAAAUAACAACUAGUGGCUUUCUGUUCGAUUUCUAGAGGCUUCCAUUCUUUUUAGCAAAAUUACCAUUCAAGAUUACUACUAAUGAACUUGAAAAUGCAGAGAUGCUUGGAUAUAGCUAUUGGUCUUUAGGGUGAUGCAGGGAGUUUUAGACUUUAUUUAUCAUUUUAGUGUCUAGUUUAAUAGUUUUACUAAGUGUUUCAGUGUGGAUGGACGUAUCUAUUUCAAGUAGUAUGUUGCAUAAUUUGUAAAUGUCCACAUAUUAUAUAUGUUAUAUGUUCUACAAGUUUGAAAGUGAUGUAAUCCGAUAGUUAAUGUGUUUGGAACUGAGGCAAUUGAUCUCAACAUUAGUACAGUGAUUAAUUUUUAAAUGACACUUGCUAAUGGAAACCAUGAGAGCAGCAAGUCUAAUGAUAUCUAAUCUUGAAUACUGUAAAUACUCAUUAUUCAGCAGCACUAUUUUCAUAUCUAAAUGCCGUACCAUAUUCCAAACAAAUUUGUAUCAGGUAUUGGAUCAAAGUCUUAUCUAUUAUUUGUACAUUCUUUGUGAUGUGUUGUGAAUAAUCGGGGUUUUUUGUUGUAAAUUUUAUCAUUUAGAAAAUUUGUUCUUUGAUUAGACAUGCACAUAUAACAAUAAAUUCGGUGGUGUUUUUUUUAAUCAACCAUUUAAUGCAUGGUCUAAAAUCUGACACAACUACUACCUUCACAAGGGUUAUGGGCCUAUGAUUUAAUAGAAAAUUUGUAAAUCCUCAAUUCUGGAAUAUUAUAUUGUUACUUAAUUUGUGACACUUAAUUGAAGCUAUACUCUGUCAAUUGUGGUUGCUAGGCAGUAUUUUGUUUUCAAAAUUUUGAUUUGUGACCAUCAAUUGGUAAUCAAUUUUCAACCAGAUUAGCACCUACCACCUACAAGUUUAGAAGUAAGAAGCAAUUUUUGAAACUUGAAUAGUGAAUCACAAUUAAUUUUGAAUUAUAUGUUCCCUGAAAGGAGCCCAUAUCAGUCAUAUGUUUAUAACAUGACCUUAUUUUUCUUAAAGUAAUAAUGGUUUGUAGUUCACCAUGAAAGAAAUUAACAUAAAGAGGUAUCUUGAAUACAUUUUUAAAGUCAGAUAAAUACCAUAAACGGUAAAAUCAGUCUUAAAAUUGACACACACUUAAGGGCACAAUGUUUCACGCAAACUGUCCUGUUCACAUGUUGAUUACGCAAUCUUAACUUUGUGCAAACCAUCGGUCGGUUACUUGAUAAACCAUUAUACAUUCUGAAUAAGUUUACCAAGUAUAAAAAAAACCCCGAUUUAUGUUUUAUUUCAUAUUCCUUAAAUUUGCGGUAUCAGCUGGAAAUACUGGCAUUGAAACAAGUUCAGUGCAAAUUUGAGGACAUUGAUUAGGUUGUGCAUACUAUAAUUCACACACCAGUUACCUUGGUAAAAAUCACAUGACCAGACUUCCAAUUACCUGAGAUUUUGAAAUAGUUCCCUUCACUUUUAAUGUUUAUAAUGCAUGUGUUGAUCUUGCCAUUUAGUCGAUUGAACAUGUUUUUAUUGAUAGUUCCAAUUCUGACUGAUAUGCCAUGUCUGUUCAUUAGUGGCAGCUCACAUCACAUAUUCUCCGUUUACUCCCAGUCAUAUGAGUUGCAUAAUGGUCAAAAGUACCAAAUUUGUGUGUGAAAUGUAAAGAUUAUACCUCGAAUUACAUGCCCCAAUAAAUGUUGUAUAUCUUAUAAUUUCAUUUACUACUACUACUAAUUUUAUAUUGUUUCAAUUUCAAUAACAGGUUAACAUGUGACAUAACAGUUUAAAUUUUGAUUGUAUUUUGACAUAACUGGCUGCUAUUUAAUUAAUACGUAAUUAAUAUUUUUUGCUGUACUUUGUAUUUUCCACCAAGGAUUCUCCAUUUAUACACAAGUGACAACACAUUACACUUUUGAUGUUCUCGAGUUAAUUAUUCAAAGAUUAUAUUUGGGAUGAAUUAAUUUGUAGUUAUUUAUCACAAAUACAUAUAAAAAUGGCAAAAGUAAGGCACAUGCUACAUUACAAAUGCACCUUUAAUUGUAUGGGCACUACAUUUGGUUCAUCCUUACAAUUAUUUUUCCAAAAUAUUUUGAUGUAUUGGAUAUUGUAUUCAGUACAUACCUGUGGCUUUAGUCAAUAAUUUACAAUUGGUGAACGUUAAUCAAAAUUGUACAUGAAUAUUGUAGUAGGCCAAGGAAAAAGUUUUUCAUUCUUUGUACUUGUUGCUGAAGUAUGUGCAGAAAAUAAAGCUUUAUCUUUAAAAACUUAA
Gigantopelta aegis is the source of this 4142-nucleotide messenger RNA. RefSeq names its product transmembrane protein 33-like. Gene Ontology annotation, biological process: endoplasmic reticulum tubular network organization; membrane organization. Bases 185 to 979 code for a protein of 264 amino acids. Gene Ontology annotation, cellular component: endoplasmic reticulum; membrane. Lineage: Eukaryota; Metazoa; Mollusca; Gastropoda; Neomphalida; Peltospiridae. The record is from RefSeq and is a predicted model, not a curated record. The transcript has 8 exons.